AAGCGAAUGUUGUCUUCGCACCCUGCCUCGCUCGAGUGUCUGCAGCGUACGGGAGCCCCGAGAACAUCGCGCCAACACCUCACCAAGGAGUCACCGAAUACUUCUGAGACAAUCCGCAUUCGUCCCCUGCCACGAAGCUGAUGCCAAAAGUGCGACACGACAUCACAUCGCAGUUCAGUCAGCCGCGUACUCCAGUUGAGGAUGCCUUCUGAUAGCAUGUUGCUGCGUUGUUGUAGGUCCCAGCCGCCACUCUUGCGUCCUUCCGACUUCUCCAGAAUGCGCGUUGCGACAUAACAGCUCAGCGCUCAGCGCUCAGACUUGAGCCUCGGCUGAGGGCACACGGCGAAUGGCAAUAUCUCGAUUCCAGAGGAGCAUGCUGUCCAGUGCACCGUGAUCCGGUCAUCAUUCGGUUAUGUUGGACGCCAUUGGAUCCCGCCCAUGCGCGUCCCGUGCGCAAUUUUCCCGUCCCCCCUCUUGUCUCCGACCCCACCUCCGUCCACUGUCGCACUGCUGGUGGACCCGUAGUACGCGCGUUCCGACGAUGCAACCUGAAGUCGCCUAAGGUCUAUUGCCCACUUAGCAUUCAGCAUCGGCACUCCGGGCCCAUCUCUCGGGUAUAAAACAUGGCCAAGAUCGUCGACAUCCUGCAGUGCUUCAAGCAUUCUCUUCGCAACCGACACACCAAGACCGACACAAGCCAUGUGGUCUACCUUCAAGGUGCUCUCUGCUGCUCUUGCUCUCCCUCUGCUCGCCCAGGCGACCCCCACCCCCGAGCCGCGGUCCAUGAGCCGUGCCGGCCAGGGGUCGAUCUGCUCCACCAAGGGGUUCGACAUCGAGUCCAUGUUCAAUGAGAUGCUGGGAGCAGACAACAAGCUGACACCGCCCGUCGCCGAGUACCCCACCUUCGUCGCUCUGUCCGUCGGCUACCAGAACUACAGCUGCCUCGACAACGGCACCUACUUCAACAUCGGUGCCGUUACCGAGCUCUUCGACAUCUCCUGCCUUCCCAUGGAGAGUGUCCCGGACUUCACCACCUUCGUCUCCAACUUCUGGGAGGCUGCCGGUGAGGGCGUGUCGCCGCAGGAGGUCAUCAACAUCGCGACCCAGGGCGUGAGCUCCAACUUCUCGCUCGGCAUCCACUACUGGAUCCCGAGCCCGCUCGACCCGACCAACCCGCUUGCGAUCAACUCCGUGUGGGACUUCAGCCAGCAGCGUCUGAUGAACGACCCUAACGUGAAGAACGCGUUCGUCGUUGGCGGGGACACGGCGAUGGUCCCGUCUCCGGACAACGCGACGUCCGAUGCGCCGUGGAUCAGCUCGGCUGCGAUUGUGGUCAACGGCACACAAGACGGCAUGCUUGCGGACCAGAUCUACCGGAUCCACACUAACGACGGCAACUAUCCUCCCGGGAACUGCACUCCUGGCCAGCCCGACACUCUGGUCAAGUCGACGCUGAACUUCUGUACGUCCUGUUGUCUGGUACUAUCGUGGGAUGAUGCUGACCGGUGCACUGGCAUGAUUUUGCAGGGAUGUACGGUGGUGAUUGGGCUGACACCAUCUUCUGAGUGGGAGAGCAGGUGUGACGGAGUGGAGUGAGACUCGGACGCGACUUCCGCGGAUGCUCAGGCUGAAGUAUUCAGCAGCUCUCCUUAGCGUCUCGCGCCUGAGUGUAUGUUAGAUAGUUAGAUACUGUUGCUUAGAGGUGCAUGCUGUAGAGUACUGUACUAGCUCUCACGAGCC
Molecule: messenger RNA, 1740 nt
Organism: Phanerochaete carnosa HHB-10118-sp
Lineage: Eukaryota; Fungi; Basidiomycota; Agaricomycetes; Polyporales; Phanerochaetaceae
Exons: 3
Coding region: 700-1596 (298 amino acids)
Source: RefSeq, a predicted model, not a curated record